Alternaria metachromatica is the source of this 1029-nucleotide messenger RNA. RefSeq lists its product as uncharacterized. Bases 1 to 1029 code for a protein of 342 amino acids. The transcript has a single exon. The record is from RefSeq and is a predicted model, not a curated record. Gene Ontology annotation, biological process: protein phosphorylation. Lineage: Eukaryota; Fungi; Ascomycota; Dothideomycetes; Pleosporales; Pleosporaceae. Gene Ontology annotation, molecular function: protein kinase activity; ATP binding.
AUGGAUGAAGAUUAUCAUAUCAGCAUGGGUCCCUCAGGUUUUGCUACUGAAGAUACAUGUCAAAUUACAGUGCUGCGCGGCCACGCACGAUUCGUCGUCAAAGUCGACGUCGCGCGAGUGAAGGACACAAUUUUUGGUAGAAAGCUGCUACAAGAGAUGGAGCUUAGGAAAGGGCGUUCGUGGAGCAAGACGAGGGACAAGCCACUUUUCGACCUGGUGCAUCAAUACUGCCAAUCUCUUCUUGAGAGCUUGGCUCCGCGGACGUCACUCCAGGACCUUAGCAUUGAAGCCUUUCUCCACUCGCCUACUUAUGAUCUAGAGCUCAUCCAAGGAGACAGUGACGAGGAUGUACGGAUCGUGGGAGAAGACCAGUGCGCGUACACGCCAGCUUUCUUCACCUCCCCUAUGCGCACCGCCGACUUGCCUGGACCAUGCAAAACACUACGUCACUUCGAGGCGCGCAACGUUUGGAUAGCGCGCACAGCAAAUGAGGGGAAGAAUCUCGAUGCGAUUCAGGGCCGAGUAGUAACGGCAGAGGGUGUCCCGCUUUACUUCAAACCGCGAAUGGAGCUGCGUGAGGCAGAAUUCGAGCGUGAGCUCCGUGUACUCAGACGCAUUGACGAAGCCCGUCUGACAGCUCGGCUCAGAGUGCCUAGACUGCAGGGUGUGGUGGUGUCGGGCGAGGCUACCAUCGGCAUGUUGAUGACACUGAUCACUUCAUCCAGCAUGGGGACCCACUUGCGAAGUGCUGGCCUUCAGGACAGACAAGAGUCGCAUAAACAGUGGGAAGAACAACUCACAGCCAUCGUGCGGGAGCUCCACGCUCACGGCCUUGUGUGGGGCGAUGUCCACCCGAUGAAUAUUGUCGUUGACGAGGAGAUGAACGCUUGGGCCAUUGAUUUCGGUGGGAUGAACAAUGUGGAGUUCGUGGAUGACGAGAAGCGCGAGACCAUCGAGGGUGACUGGCAGGGCCUCAGGAGAGUGUUUCAGGAGUGGCUUCCAGACGCAAAGAGACGGAGCCAGUGGUAG